AUGUCCAUGGACAAACGAGAUCAAACAGGCACAGCAGAUGAUGAUGAUGAUGAUGGUAAUGAUGAUGAUGAUGAUACAAAGAAGGCAUUGGAGAGCCGCUCUAUGCUGGACUCUGUUCUCACCAACAGGGAGGGGCUGGUGGGCAAGGUGAAGCUCAAGGAUUACAAUGAUGAAAUUCGCCAGGAGCAGCUGAGAGAACUUUCGUAUUUGAACGGUUCUGAGGAUUCAUCACGUGGACGGGGCAUUCGAGGAAGGGGGAUCCGUGUGCCACCUGCAGCUCCUUCAAGGGGACGUGGGGGUGCCAUUCCUCCCCCGCUGCCUGGACGAGGUGCCCAAGCACCCCGAGGAGCGCCGGUGACGCGUGGAGCGCUCCCUGUCCCACCGGUGGCCAGGGGCGUCCCCACACCUCGGGCCAGGGGCGCCCCGUCCGUCCCGGGCUACAGACCACCCCCGCCGCCCGCACACGAGGCGUAUGAGGACUAUGGAUACGAUGAUGGAUAUGGGGGUGAAUAUGAUGAUCCAAGCUAUGAGGCAUAUGAUAACAGUUAUGCCACCCAAACACAAAGUGUGCCUGAAUAUUAUGACUAUGGUCACGGAACAAGUGAAGAGGCUUACGACAGCUACGCACAAGAAGAAUGGGCCACGACCCGUUCCAGCCUAAAGGCACCACCUCCAAGGUCAGCCAGAGGGGGUUACAGGGAACACCCCUAUGGUAGAUAUUGAAGGUCCUCCUCAUCUGUGACCUCAUCUCAAAGACAAUUAAUAGCCUGUGGUCUCCACAUAAACAGCAACAAGACAAGUAAUAGUCCAUUUCUUUUCUAUCCUAGGGAUUACUGCUCAUUAUUAUCCUAUGUACUACUUGUAUUUCCUAUAACACUGGCGUGACAUUGGCAUUAGUAUUAUUUUAUAACACGGACUUAGAAAAACAGAGACAAAAAACCUUUGGCAAACAUUGUCUAUAAACUAUUCAAAGAUGAUGUUCUGUUGGUUGUAUUCAUUCCUGUGUGUAACUAAAAAGCAUGACACUGUUACAGCUUUUGAGUCUCUCUACAUACUAGUUAAGGCUGAGUUUCUGUUUAGGGUUGCUGAAAGACUGUAAUAUGAUUUUUUUUGAUUUUUUUUUUUCAAGCCAGACAAUAAUCAAGCUGUAGAUAAGAUGUUUUAACCUGUCUUUUUUAAUAUAUGUUAGUUUAGAUUAAGAUGCUCGAUAUUAAGUUUGUAAAUUUAAUUUUAAAUGCUGUUUUAAUGGGGUUGAAAACUAGCAGCUACUGUAUGUAUGUAGCUAACUGAAGUUGUUCAGUGUUUUAACCUGUAUUUGUUAAAAAAAGUCACUUAAAGUUCCAUGUGUAAGCUUCUCUAAAUAGGAAACCAUAAUUUUGUCAAAUAUGUUUGCCAUAAUUUGUCAAUAAAGCUGAAACCUUUUGUAACAAACUAAAUUUGGAAUUACUUGUUUUCUAGCUUUAAAUGCCUGCUUUAUUUCUUUUUCAAGAGAUGCCUAAAAUGUUUUUUAUAUAAAAAUUACAAAAAUGAACCCAAGCCUGUUUUAAGAUUUUUUGUGUAAGACUUUAAAAGUUGUAUUAAUAACUUCUGGUUGUUAAAUAAUAUAAAAGUUAACAAACUAAACUGUUACAUGAAUCAUGGUUAGUAUCCACUAAUGUAUAACAUGUUAAUGGAAAAAAAUGCUUUAGAACAAUAAAUGGAUUUUAAACUAUCCUUU
Parus major (Great Tit) is the source of this 1717-nucleotide messenger RNA. RefSeq names its product KH RNA binding domain containing, signal transduction associated 2 (gene KHDRBS2). The transcript is spliced from 7 exons. Gene Ontology annotation, biological process: regulation of alternative mRNA splicing, via spliceosome. Bases 1 to 723 code for a protein of 240 amino acids. Lineage: Eukaryota; Metazoa; Chordata; Aves; Passeriformes; Paridae. Gene Ontology annotation, molecular function: poly(A) binding; mRNA binding. Gene Ontology annotation, cellular component: nucleus. The record is from RefSeq and is a predicted model, not a curated record.